Molecule: messenger RNA, 583 nt
Organism: Pyrgilauda ruficollis (rufous-necked snowfinch)
Lineage: Eukaryota; Metazoa; Chordata; Aves; Passeriformes; Passeridae
Product: meiotic recombination protein REC8 homolog
Exons: 3
Coding region: 195-563 (122 amino acids)
Source: RefSeq, a predicted model, not a curated record
AAAUUUUGGGAAAAUUUGGGCGAUUUUUGGUGAUAUUUGAAAGAAAAUAUUUGAAAAUCGGUGACAAAAUGGCGGCCGGAAGUGGGCGGGGUCAAAACCGGAAGUGGGUUUUAAAACCAGGAAGUGAAAAUUGAGUUUAAGAAACAAAAACCCGGAAGUAAUGGGGGGAGUGGGCGGAGCUAAACCCGGAAGUGAUGUCAUUUAAAGGGAUAGUGACCCAAAAAUGGACCGGAAGUGGAUGUGGGUGGGGUUUAGAGGAGGGGGCGUGGCUUAACCUUCUGGCUCCUCCCACCAGCGUCCCGCCACUUCCGGCCCCGCCCCCCGAGGUUCUCCCGGAGCUUCCGGAGGUGCCGGCGAUCGACCUCAGGAGGCUGAUCCUGGACCACGCCCAGGCCCCGGAGGGGGCGGAGCUUGGCGCCAUCUUGGGCCCGGAUUGGCCACGCCCCCGCGUGGCCCGGGCCUUUGCGCUCUGCCUGGAGCUCUGCGCCGCCCGUUGGCUGAAGCUGGAGCAGCCCCGCCCCUACGGACCAAUCACCAUCAGGCUCCGCCCACCGCGCCAAUAAACCACGCCCACGUUGCCUUA